This is a messenger RNA of Cutaneotrichosporon oleaginosum, 904 nucleotides long. RefSeq lists its product as uncharacterized. The record is from RefSeq and is a predicted model, not a curated record. Lineage: Eukaryota; Fungi; Basidiomycota; Tremellomycetes; Trichosporonales; Trichosporonaceae.
GGAUGUUGAGCCUGUCUCCAUCUACUGUCGCCAGCGUACAGCUAUAUUCUGUGGCGCUUUGCGCACAUGCGGUUUCGAUCACGCUUCCCUAGCAAGUGGUCAACACAGCCGGGGGGUCGGUCCGCGACAGUCCGACGAACGGUGGUUGUCGGAUGGCAGUUCACGCGACGCGCUUCGAGACGGUUCUCGAGGUGGCUGAAUGGUUACAAGGUGGUCCGGAGGACCUCGGCAGCAGUGGCGACAGCUCCCCUUUCUCGGUCUCAACUGCAAUGAACUGGCGCUGAUCUGUGCCUCCGCUCUACGCCUACAUGUUUUUGGCUACAACUGUAACAACGACUCUACACAUAUCUCGACUGUAUCGACGAAUUCCCCACUGUAUCGACAACUACUUUACUGUAUCGACAACUACUGCAUUGUCUCGACAACUGCUCCGACUGCAUCUUUCAUCAUUCUGUAUCGACCUCACGACUAUCGACUUUUAUCUGUAUCUCCCUGUGAUCCUUCAUUUCCUCAAUAUUGCCCGCACAACGUGCACAUUUUCACUUGCUCAACAAUCCCAACGCGCACUUUCAACGAUUCCGCUUCUCCGACCUCAUCUCACGACCACCUUUCAUCAACAUCAACCGCACUUGGCAUCUCUCAACAGAGCGCCCCAUGAAGGUUGAGAUGGCCAUCGACCCCAACGCCGUCGCCUCGUCCCUGGCUUCGCGCGUCGCCGCGGCCCCUGCCGCCAACACGCGCAGCUCCUCGAAGUCCGACCCCAAGUCGUCGGCUCCUCGUGGCCGUCGCGCUCCCCGUCCCCGCGCGCCUCGCCCCGCCAAGAAGACGGCCGAGGACCUCGACGCCGAGAUGGAGGCCUACAAGACGACCGCGUAGAUAACAUACAUAUUAAAACACUGUCAGC